Alternaria arborescens is the source of this 3618-nucleotide messenger RNA. RefSeq lists its product as hypothetical. Gene Ontology annotation, biological process: protein phosphorylation. The transcript has 7 exons. Bases 1 to 3618 code for a protein of 1205 amino acids. NCBI's taxonomy places the organism in Eukaryota, Fungi, Ascomycota, Dothideomycetes, Pleosporales, Pleosporaceae. Gene Ontology annotation, molecular function: ATP binding; protein binding; protein kinase activity. The record is from RefSeq and is a predicted model, not a curated record.
AUGGAGACCUCGAUGCUUCCGCCAGAUUAUCAGCAGGCAAUUGGAUGGCUGCAAGCACCUCCAGAGGGUCGGAUGAUAUACGAACGUCAUCUUGUUACAUGUCCUCCCGGUAUCACGAACUGGAUCUUUGAAGACGGGAGAUAUCAAGAUUGGUUGCAAUCCACGGGACGAAGUACACUAUGGAUAUUUGGGCCACCGGGAUGUGGCAAGUCGGUGCUCAGUGCAUCUGUAGUCGAGCAACUACUCAAAUCCAGUUCAGAGAGGAUAGGACUGGCUUACUUCUUCUUUUCCUGGAACUAUGAGCUUGACACCGUCGUUGCUCUUUUUUCUGCUCUACUCUCUCAGCUAUGGAUCCAGAUAGCGACAAGGGUGAAUGGCAUAGAAGAAUCUCCGGCCUUCGAGGAGCUCGACCUUGGGAGUCGACCUACGGUUGACGAAGUUUUUGGCCUGCUGAUAAAAACGCUCUCUGUUUUCGAUCGCGUAUCUGUGGUCAUUGACGGCUUGGAUGAAUGUCGACCAGAUGACCGUCCCUCAUGUCUUGAGCUAAUCAACCGUUUGCGUCUAGAGCAUCCGGACAAGCUUUACAUUCUGAUCACGAGUCGGCGCAAUCUUGACAUAGAGGAAGCUCUGAAGACAUCGACACCAAGCUCGAUAAUCUCGUUCCAGAAUCACAUGACCGACCACAAUAUCUCGUCAAUAGCUUACGAGAAGUUGCUCGACAGUAUUCCCGUCGAACAGCAUCCAUUGGCAAAGUCGGCCCUCAGUUGGCUGACGUUCGCAUUAGAGCCGCUGUCUGUCGAAGCGUUAGCGGAAGCUGUUGCUCUACGCGAACAUGACCUCGAACAUGAUCUCGAGAUACGCGCUCACGAUCCACAAUCUCUUUUGGCAAUUUUAGCCCCAUUUGUGUCUCCAGGACCAGAUCCAUCAAUUCGGCUGGAUCGAGACCUGCUGAAUGCUCUUUCCUCGGGUAUUAUCACCAAAGAUGCUCUGGGGACUUUCUACACGAAUCAGGACGAAGUUCGGUUGUAUAUGGCCGAAUGCUGCAUACAGUACGUCUUGCUCUAUGCAAGAUCGGAGGCCCGGGAAGGAAAUACAAACGAUAUGUCCACUUUUCCCUUGUUGCAAUACGCUAGUAAACACUGGAUACCGCACCUACGACAGCUUUGGGAAGUAUACACGAAGGAGGAGCAGAGUAAUAUUGAGCAACUUACUCUGAGAUUUCUCUCUGAUGACGAAUCACUUGAUUGCUGCUUAUCGGUCUACGACCCGCAGGAUCCCGGUCGAGAGCCAUUUACAGCUUCUGCAAACAGAGAUGCAGCCAUAUUUUACGCAGUUCGGACAGGUAUGGAAAGCGUGGUUACCGCUCUCCUUGAGAGUGAUGCUGCGAGCAACGAGUGUGACGACCUCGGUCGUCAACCAUUACACAUAGCCGUCGAAAAUGACGAUGCUCACAUUGUUAAGGUGCUAGUCCAACACCAUGCGAGUACUACUGCGGAGAAUGAGUGUGGCGAAACGCCCCUUUCAAUUGCUGCACUCUCAAACUCGAGCUCUGAAACACUUGACAUAUUGCUCCAACACACAGAACUACAAGUUUUGUCGGACUUGAACGUGAAAGGAGCGCCUUUUAUACGUGUCGUUACGCAAAAAAGCACCGGCCAAGUGUUAGACAAGCUUAUUUCCCACCUCGGAUUAUCGGUGGAGGAGCUAAAUCAGAAAGACGAAGAUGGCCGAACGUUGUUGCAUUUCGCUGCCGAAUGGGGAAAUACAUCGACAAUAUCUACUCUUCUGGAAGCAGGUGCUGAUGCAAAUGUGGGAGAUAAGGAGGACGACAGGCCUUUGCAUCUUGCGGUUCGGUUUGAUCAAGAAGAAGCAAGAGAGAGGCUGAUUGCUGGCAAUGCUGACCCGACACUCUUUAAUUUGAAGAAAGAGACCCCUCUUGCAGAGUCGUGGACACGAAAAUCGCUGGAUUGGAAUUCUUAUCAAGUGGACAUGGCGCUUGAAGCAAGCUCAAACAUGAGUCGGCCGUCACAAGCAGCCUGUCAUAUUUUGUCAAAGCAAGGGGAUUGUCAGGGGCCACAAAUAAUCUUCUCCAAAACUUACGAUUGGUCUCAUCUAGACGGCAAUGAAAACAGAAAGGCCGAGCGGAAAACUCUUCUACUAUCUCUGAUGCGCGAGAAGAAGUCUCUCCAGCGCCUAGACCACCCCUUCAUUGUCUCGUAUCUGGGCUUUAUUCAACUAGAGCAGAAGAAGUCCAAAUAUAACUUGUAUCUGGAAUAUUGCGAUGGUGGGGACUUGGAAACAAGGCAUGUUAACAGGACACAGCAAAAUGAAGGGCCCGCGAGCGAUGACGAAGAAGACGAAGCGCUCCUAGCUGAAGCAGGUAUACAAGACUCAUCUGACACGACUAGCCCGGAUGAAAACCCUCCCACGUCCAUGAAGGCGGUAGAGCGCCAAGCCUUGGAUGAAGACGCUGUCUGGACCUUGAUGUACCAGCUAUUUGCCGCUCUGGCCUAUCUCCAUUACGGCAUCUCGAUCUCAAAAGAGGGGGCCUGUCGCGUUGAGCAUCACUGGGACACUAUGUUGCACAGAGACAUAAAGCCCCAUAACAUCGUCCUGAACUCUGGGCCAAACGGCCAGCGAAUCGCGAAGUUAUGUGACUUGGGACACGUUCGUAACUGGAAAGCCGCCGGCCCGAUGACCGUUCCCACAUAUAGAGGGACACGCGAGUAUUGGCCACCAGAAAUCCAAGGUGCAAGUCUCUCACUAGAGGAGCGGCACCGUCAAUGGUCUACGAAAGGCGAUGUCUGGUGCCUUGCAAAGUCUCUUAUAGAAGUCGAAAAAGAUUUCUCACCUGGUCCUGGGAUGGUAGAGGUUUUCGACGGAUGCUCAGUUGAGCUUCCAGAAAAGCGAUGGAGCAGUCUCUCUGCAUUAGAACACAUCCACCAGUACCGACACUUCUUGCAUGAGCCUUUCACAUCCUUCGAGAAAUUACUAGGCGGAAAGCCGCCUGGAUACGAGUAUCAAGCUUUCCUUCAGAUAAUACCCAUACUGGACACCUUCGCGCCCUACACGCAAGUCACCAAGACACAGCGAAGGAAACUACUGGAUAGACUUACAUUGCUGUUGAAGGAUGGUCCAGGAGCCAUGCAUACUUUUCGAACACACUCGCGAUCGUUGCACCUUGCGGUCUUACUGAAUGAGGAAGAUCUGCUGAAGCGGCUGCUCUCUAGUGAUGGACAACAGAACCCUGACGAGCCAUGGCCGAAAUCUAAGUGGACAGCUCUUCAUCUUGCCGUUCAGCAAAACAAAUUGGAGUUUGUCGAACUGCUUCUAGAAGCUGGUGCGAACGUGAACCUGGAGGAUGUGCACCAAAUGAAGCCUCUGUUUUAUGCAAUAACAGAGGGCUAUAGCGAUAUCGAAUGGCGGCUGCUGUCACCCACUAAGGAAAGACUAUCUCGGUCGUCAAUCUCUCUUUCCACAUCAAAGGAGGAUGUUCAAAGAAGAAAGCAUAGGUCGAGAGCUGUACAGGCCUAUCGACAAUCGUGGAGGAGAUAUCCUACCAUCCUGUUCCCUUGGAGGAUGAAGCGUAAGGUCGCAGCAGCGCCAUCUGUGACCUGA